Molecule: messenger RNA, 2238 nt
Organism: Tilletiaria anomala UBC 951
Lineage: Eukaryota; Fungi; Basidiomycota; Exobasidiomycetes; Georgefischeriales; Tilletiariaceae
Product: ResIII-domain-containing protein
Exons: 3
Coding region: 1-2238 (745 amino acids)
Molecular function (GO): ATP binding; DNA binding; ATP hydrolysis activity
Source: RefSeq, a predicted model, not a curated record
AUGCGACACAUUUUAACGGCAGCUAGACGGCCCGCUGCCGUCCAAGGGCUUGCACAAGAAGCGCAAUCACUGGAGGGCUCGCUGCGAAUAGCACCGGCAUCGCCGGCACACGCACCCGCCCGCAAGGUCUCACUGCGACCUUAUCAGGAGGACUGCAUCAAGAAAUGCCUCGAAGCACUACAGCAGGGGCACUCUAGGAUUGGCAUCAGCUCACCAACCGGCUCUGGCAAGACGACCAUAUUCACCUCUCUGAUCGAGCGUCUACCUCGUUUGCAGACGCUGUGCGAAGGAUCAGAUGAAUUGGGGUCAGACACAGGCCAUAGGGUCCUUAUCCUGGUAUCCAGCAUCGAGCUGGCGCUGCAAGCUGCGAAGACUGUCUCCUCUUUUUACCCUGAUUUACUCGUCGAGAUUGAGCAAGGCAGCAAGUUCAAAGCGAGUGGUGUUGCGGAUGUCACCAUUGCAACGGUACAAACGCUUAGUCGGGUGGGGAGUGGCGAGGAGCGCCUGCAAAAAUUCGAUCCCCAGCAGUUUAAGGCUGUUAUCGUCGACGAGGCCCACCACGCGGCUGCAAAGUCAUACAUCCGUGUCCUCUCACACUUUGACCCUACCAUCAACGGACAAGUCGAACAGGAAGCUCGAGGAGACAAGAAUUGCUUCCGAGUCCCCAUUCUUGGCUUCUCAGCAACCUUUUCACGGCACGAUGGCUUGGCGCUCGGUUCCGUGUUCCAGCGCAUUGUCUUCCACAAGGACUUUUUGGAAAUGAUCGGGGAAGGCUGGCUGUCGCCUCUUCGGUUCACUGUCAUCCGUGCGAAGAUUGAUUUAUCGGGCGUAAAGCUCAUGUCCGGCAGUAGCGGCGGCGACUUUCAGACAUCGUCGCUGGCGAAUUACAUCAAUACCUCCGAGAUAAACCGCCUCAUUGUCCGCACAUGGCUCGACCGCUGCGCUAACACAGACCCAGCGGCCGCGAACCAACUACGGCGCUCGACGCUCGUCUUUUGCGUCAAUAUCGACCACGUCAACAAUCUGACCGACAAAUUUCGCGCCGCGGGCAUCGACGCAAGAAGCCUGACGGGGGAGACGCCGGUACGCGAAAGAGCCGAGUUGCUUCGAUCCUUUCGAGCGAUGGAAUUUCCUGUCCUCAUCAAUUGCUCCAUUCUGGCGGAAGGAGCGGAUGUCCCCUCUAUCGAUUGCGUCUUACUCGCUCGGCCGACCCGAUCACGGAACCUAUUCAGCCAGAUGAUAGGCAGAGCUGCGCGCUUGAGUCCGUCGACUGGGAAGAAGGAUGCACUCGUGCUCGAUCUCGUCGGGAAUGUGGAAAGGGGUGACGGCAUCGUCUGCACACCGAGUUUGUUUGGGCUGAGUGCGGAUGUGAUGAUUGAAGACGAAACGAUCGAGUCUCUCGGAGCACGCGCGCAGGAAGCUAUUGCUGCUGCCGCGCCGGGGCCAUCACCGGCAGAGGAAACAGACAAUCUAUUGUCCGUCUCGAGCUUAAGCUACAUUGACUACGACGACCCGCGCGAGCUGCAAGCUAUGCUCACGCGUCCAGGACGAGCGCCCCUCAUUGAGCGCCUGAGUCGCAAUGCCUGGAUCGACUGUGGACACGACAUUUUCGUGCUCGAUAUUCCCAGGUAUGGACACAUCAAGGUCGAGCGGACGUCCGAAGCGGAGCGGAUGGAAUUGGAUGCAAAAUGGAAGUCGACAUACACGCCUGCAAACUUGGAUCCGGACGAGCAGGCUGCGCUCUCGGGUCUGCCUGGUGUCAGCCGCGGCUGGCCUUUCUCGCGAGGAAGACGAAAAGGCUCACCUUACCGCCGGGGGCGGAAUGUGUUGUACGAGAACGACCUCGACAACGCCAUCCGCGGGAGCGACACGUACGCGACGACGCGCAUCCUGCACAGCAGUCCAUUCAAUGCGCUCCUGGACCGUAGAGCCGCUUGGCGGAGCAAGCCGGCGAGCGAGAGUCAGAAAGCUCUUGUGGAGCGCAGGCUGGGCUUUCAUAGAGCGCCAGUGCGCAAGACGGAGGAGAAAUCAGUAGGAGAACACAGUGGUGAUACUGAUGGACAACCAAAAUUGGAGAAUCUCUCGAGAGGCAUGGCGUCCAUCAUCCUCACCAGGCUCAACCAUGGCACAAAAGGGCGUUGGACUGAGGAAGCGAAGCGGCAGAAUCGCAUCUUCAACGCCGAAGCAGCGGAAGCAGCGCGCAAGGAGCGCGAGACAUUGCGGUGGGCGAUUUCGUAA